GUCCCGGAUGUAGCCCGUUAGCUAACCCACAGUACGAAGGUCGUGCGGGGAGAAGAGCGCUAAGCUAACUUUACUAACGCUAACACCUCGCAGCCAGGAGAGUCAGAAACUCUCUAACUUCAUUAUAAGUAGUCAUAUCAUUUAAAAAUGCCGAGAGGAAGCCGCAGCCGAACAUCGAGGAUGGCUCCUCCGAGCUACUCCUCCCGGCCAGCACCGCCGCCUCCACCGGUGUCCAGAGCGGCUCCUCCACCAUCCUACACACCGGCUCCUGCACCUCCGUCUGCUGUGGCUCCUCCUGCGGCUGCAGCACCUAGACAGCCUGGGAUGUUCGCCCAGAUGGCCAGCACUGCGGCGGGCGUAGCGGUCGGCUCAGCUGUGGGACACACUAUAGGUCACGCCAUGACCGGCGGCUUCGGUGGCCAUGGAAGCUCAGAGGCUGCCAGGCCUGAUGUCACCUAUCAGGAACCCUACCAGCAGCAGCAGCCCAUGUACCAGCAGCAGCCUGUGUACCAGCAAGACCCGGCGCAGCAGAACCCCUGUGCCUACGAGCUGAAGCAGUUCAUCGAGUGUGCUCAGACACAGAGCGACCUCAAACUCUGCGAGGGAUUCAGCGAAGUGCUCAAACAAUGCAAAUUCUCUAACGGACUGUCGUGAGAUCGGAAUGACGAAAAGACGGAGAAGCACUCACUGCAUUCUACAUCCAGAAUAGAUUCAUCAGCUCAGCAGUUAAACAUCAUCUCUUCGGUGAAAGCAGAGGCACUGUAUAAUUGUACAAGACUUACGUUUAAUAUUUAUGUAUUUUGGUGAAUUGAGCUGCUUUAAUCCUGAUUCAUGAUAAAUAUUUCAGCUUUCCAUAGUUUCAAAAGGAUAUUGUGAUGUUAAUGACGUGCAUGUAACUUAGUUACUGGACAAAAACGCAAUAAACUGCUGUUUCAUCCUGA
This is a messenger RNA of Pygocentrus nattereri (red-bellied piranha), 941 nucleotides long. It is a transcript of the gene chchd2, whose product is annotated as coiled-coil-helix-coiled-coil-helix domain containing 2. Lineage: Eukaryota; Metazoa; Chordata; Actinopteri; Characiformes; Serrasalmidae. Bases 148 to 654 code for a protein of 168 amino acids. The record is from RefSeq and is a predicted model, not a curated record. The transcript has 4 exons. Gene Ontology annotation, molecular function: sequence-specific DNA binding. Gene Ontology annotation, cellular component: mitochondrion; nucleus. Gene Ontology annotation, biological process: mitochondrion organization; positive regulation of transcription by RNA polymerase II.